AUGGUUAUUGGGGGUCGCUUUUCUGAAAUCAUUGAUGAGAAUGAUUAUUUAGAUGAUGGAUUUAAAGAUGGACCUACAAAGUCAUAUUUGUCAGAUGAUUGGGGUUCUUACCUUUUACACAAGGGGCAGAAGUUUGAAAGUGUUCAGGAUUUUCGAGAUAAACUUAGGAAGUAUGCGGUUCAAACUGGUUUUUGUUAUGUGUUACCUAGGAAUGAUUCACUCUAUGUCAGAGCUGUUUGUGAAAAUCAUGGAACUGAAAAAUGUGGCUGGGAAGUAAUUGGAUCUGUGGCUCCUAUAAAUAAUUGUUUUUAUAUUAAGGAGUUUAAUAACAUACAUACUUGUAAAGGUGUGCUUAGGAAUCAAACUCAUCGGCAGUUAGUGUCCAAAAUAGUUAGGACAUGCAUUGAGUCCAAUGUGUUCCUUAACCUUGGUUUGAAGCCUGCUGAUAUUAUGAGUAAUUUCAAGUCUACUUAUGGUUUUGAAAUUAGUUAUAAGGUUGCUUCAAGAGCAAAGAAAAGGUGUUUAGAAAAGAUGUAUGGCUCUGAAUAUGAUUCCUUUUCGAUGUUAAGUUGGUAUAAGGAUGCUGUUUUGGAGACUAAUCCAGGGUCUUCCUUUGUCCUUGAAGUUGAGGAGAAUAGUAAUAGGUUCCAAAGGGUAUUUGUAGCUUAUGGAGGCCAAGUCGAGGGUUUCAAGUUCAAUCUCCCUGUUUUAUAUGUGGAUGGUACAUUUGGAAAGAGUAUUUACAAAGGUCAGAUUCUUUUUGCCACUGGAAGAAAUGGAGACAAAGGUUUCUUCCCUUUAGCCUUGUGUAUCUGUGACUCAGAGACUGAAGACAACUGGUUUUUUUUCUUCAAGCACCUGAAGGCUUUGCUGGAACCGCACGGAAGGGUAAUCACCUUUAUCAGUGAUCGUGGUGGUGGGUUGUUGAAGGCUUUUAAUCAAGUGUUUCCUGGUAAUCCUCAUCUCUUUUGUUUCCAUCAUUUGAGAUAUAAUCUUACUCAAAAGUACAGGAACAAAAGGAAUGCUGUUGUGCUUGCUCAAGCAUGCAAAAGUUUUAUAAGGUUGCUUAUGCAUCGACCGAGAGGGCUUAUUACCAUCACUUACAAGCUCUGA
Messenger RNA from Fragaria vesca subsp. vesca, 1113 nucleotides. RefSeq lists its product as uncharacterized. The transcript is spliced from 3 exons. The record is from RefSeq and is a predicted model, not a curated record. NCBI's taxonomy places the organism in Eukaryota, Viridiplantae, Streptophyta, Magnoliopsida, Rosales, Rosaceae. Bases 1 to 1113 code for a protein of 370 amino acids.